Propithecus coquereli (Coquerel's sifaka) is the source of this 417-nucleotide messenger RNA. It is a transcript of the gene MRPL52, whose product is annotated as mitochondrial ribosomal protein L52. Gene Ontology annotation, cellular component: mitochondrial large ribosomal subunit. Gene Ontology annotation, molecular function: structural constituent of ribosome. Gene Ontology annotation, biological process: mitochondrial translation. Bases 17 to 391 code for a protein of 124 amino acids. NCBI's taxonomy places the organism in Eukaryota, Metazoa, Chordata, Mammalia, Primates, Indriidae. The record is from RefSeq and is a predicted model, not a curated record. The transcript has 5 exons.
UCUACUCCGCCUCGGCAUGGCUGCUUUAGGAACUGUGCUCUCGACAGGUGUCCGGAGGCUGCACCGCAGCGCGGCGGCUUGGGCGGGCAGCCAGUGGCGACUCAAGCAGGGCCUGGCUGCCAAUCCCUCCGGCUAUGGGCCCCUUACGGAACUCCCAGACUGGUCAUACGCGGAUGGUCGCCCUGCUCCCCCCAUGAAAGGCCAGCUUCGGAGACAAGCUGAAAGGGAGAAGUUUGCAAGACGAGUUGUACUGCUGUCACAGGAAAUGGAUGCUGGAUUACAGGCAUGGCAGCUCAGGCAGGAGGAGAAGUUGCAGGAAGAAGAAAGGAAGCAGAAAAAUGCUCUUAAACCCAAAGGGGCUUCACUGAGGAGCCCACUUCCAAGUCAAUAAAAAGCAACUCUUGCCACCUUUUCCCA